AGAUGGUGACUGGAGCAAGUAAUCUUGAAAACGCUCACAGAUAGCCCACUUUAGCGCCAGAAACUCCAACUUGCCUGCAUGCAUAUGAUAAUUUUUCUCCACCGGUGUUAACGUCCUUUACCCGUAGGCAAUAACCCUCAAUUUGCCAUUCGCUGAUAGAGGACUGCUCCUAGUCCCGGUUGAGAUGCAUCAGAAUGUAAAAUAAAUGGUUGGUUUAAAUCUGGAUAGUUCAGGAUAGGAGGAUUCGCCAGUUUGUCAACCAGGCAACACAAAGUCUAAUGGUGAAUGUCAGUCCAGGUAAUCAAGGCAGACGAUGGCAACUGUCCUUGAAUUUUCUUAUUUUACACUUUUCUCCUUUUCUUUUGUGUCUCUAAUUCAGACACAUGGGAUCCUGUUGAAGAGACUGCUAGUAAUUCGUAUAAUGGCUUCGCAAUGUGUGAAAAGUCUUGAAUAUAUGACCUAUAAUAAGACAGAAGGCCCAAGAUUUGCCGCACCUCUCCUACAGUCCUGGGGUGUUUAUCCUUGAGGGCUAACACGGGGGCGUCCAUACCAUAACCGUCUUUUGACACCAUCCUGCCCAAAAACCUGACUCUGGACUUGAAAAGUUCAAAUUUUUUUGCAGUGCAGAACUAAGGCCAAAUGGAAUACACACCCACUGGUACAAACCCCAGGGCGUAAUGAAUGCAGUGAGCGGCUGACUUUCUUCAUCUGAAAACCCUUGAUGGUUUCAGCAAAUAUCUUGGUCUUGAGUGGCAGGAGUCUCCUGGCAUUAAAGAGGAAGUGGAGCACCCGCAUAUGAAAGAGGAAGAGCCAGAGCGCCCUCAACAGCAAAAAAGAGAAGUGCAACAUUCAAUCAGAAAGGAGGAGGUAAAGCUGCCAUAUAUUAAAGAGGAAGACUAUAUCACCAGGUCCACUGGUGAGCACUUGAAGAGUGAAGAUGGACCGAGUGAGGUCAGCAGAGGGACGGAGCCUCCAAGCGGCAGCAGCAGCUCAACAGAAGGAUUGCAAGCCUACAUUUUCAUCGCAACGUCAGAUAGAAAUGGCGCCACGUCACACUCACCUUACAAAGAUAAUUGUCCUAAGAAAUUUCACCGUGACGACAAUUUUUGCAAAUGGUCUCUGUGUGGGAGAACCUUUGCUAAUAACUAUACAUAUGAUAUGCAUAUGAGGAGCCACAUAGGAGAAAAACCUUUCUCCUGCUCCGUUUGUGGUAAAAAAUUCUCUAACAAAAGCAACUUGAAAAAACACACAAGAACCCAUACAGGUGAAAAACCUUUCUCCUGCUCGGUUUGUGGUAAAACAUUCUCUGAAAAAGGCAACUUGAAACAACACACAAGAACCCAUGCUGGUGAAAAACCUUUUUCCUGCUCAGUUUGUGGUCGUGGAUUUAUUCAAAAGCGAAACUUAAACAAACAUAUGCGAACCCACACCGGUGAAAAACUUUUCCCCUGCUCAGUUUGUGGUCAAGCAUUUAGUCAAAAGGAAGACUUGAAAAGACACACAAGAACCCACACUGGUGAAAAACCUUUCUCCUGCUCUGUUUGUGGUAAAACAUUCUCUGACAAAGGCAACUUGAAAAAACACACAAGAACCCAUACUGGAGAAAAACCUUUCGUCUGCUUAGUUUGUGGUCAAGGAUUCACUCUCAAGCAACGCUUGAAAAUACACACAAGAACUCACACCGGGGAAGAACCUUUUUCCUGCUCAGUUUGUGGUCAAGGUUUUGAUCAGAAGCAUCAGUUAAACUUACACAUGAGAACCCACACUGGAGAAAAACCAUUUUCCUGCUCAGUUUGUGGUCAACGAUUCACUCAUAAGCAAAACUUAAUUGUACACAUAAGAACCCAUACUGGCGAAAAACCUUUUUCCUGCUCAGUUUGCGGUCAAGGAUUUGCUCGAAAGCAAUACUUGAAGAUACACACAAGAACCCAUACCGGGGAAAAACCUUUUUCCUGCUCAGUUUGUGGUCAAGGUUUUGAUCAAAAGCCAAAUUUAAAUGCACACAUGAGAACCCACACUGGAGAAAAACCAUUUUCCUGUGCAGUUUGUGGUCAAGGGUUCGCUUGGAAGUAUCAGAUAAAGAGACACGUGUGUGUCUGACAUGUGCUUUGUCCAAUCCUUGUAUUAUGUGGAUCCAGACUGUAGUACUGGCUCACCUGAUUUAACCGUCAAGUUAAGUGGCAUUUUUUAUACAAUACUUCCCCUCUUUCAAACGACACUUCACAGUUAAUAUUUGAAACAGUAGAUCCCAAAUUACAAAAGUUCAGAAUCAUUCAUAAAUAAAAUAAUUACAUCAAAAUAGAAAAUUAUGAUUGGCUCACAAAUACUAGUUUUUGGGCGGGGGUGAUUAUACAAAUUUUAAAAAUUACUAUUAUAUUACUAUUCUUGAUUGACAGUGAUAUAUUACGACAGAGUAUUAGGGCAAAAUGGGGGGGUUGGGGGGUAAAAGGACUACGAUAUCAAAGUUGUACUGUUACUACAAGAAAAAAAGUAUUAUUACGUAGGUAAUGUAGCUGAAUAAGCAGCUACGCACUUUACAAACAUGCACCUUAGCUGGUAGCUAAGACGAAGCAUUAGUACAAGUCAUUCUGUUGAUUAUAAUUCAUUUAAUUCAAUUAGAAGAGCUAAAAGAUGAAGGAUUUCCUAAUUUUGGAAAAUGAUUCUUAAACACAGCCUUACAAGAUGCAGGGUUUGCCCUACAAAUUAAAUAUCGUGGCGCACCGCCACACCAAAAUAAAAGCCGCCACGCCGUGCAAGAGAGAUAUUAAAAAAAAAAAAAAAAAUUAAGGCCCUUUCAAACUAGCGGCAGCCUUUUGUGAAGGGUUCAGCGGCAACCUAUUCAUUGUAUAUUGUAAUGUCCGUAGCUCUGCGAGGCCCCCUUAAGAAACGAUCGGAGGAGGAGCUGUGACGUAGAGGGAAGCGAGAUAGUGGUCUCAUGUCACAGAAGCCCGCUGUUAUUUUGUUAGUUUCUUCUUUAUUAUUGUUGCCACAAUAAAUUGGGUAAGCCAAUACAGACUCCUCUCCUUCUUCCCCCCCAUCCGGGGCAUUACAGUAUUUUGGAUUGGACUUUUCGGCGAAAGUAAGCAGUGGACGGCCGUCUUGGACGGAACGGCAAGUUUGAAUGAGAUUGCACCAAGAGGCGGGGAGAGCGCCACUGCGCUAAUAUCAACAACGCGUUCAAUAGCAGAGGUGCAGGCAUACUUACUAUAUCUUCUUCCCGGCUGUUUCAGCGGACGGAUACACGCAAUCAUGGCUGACGAAACCUUGAUAAAUGCGCUCUUUUUAUCUAAAUUUCGCGAGCUCUGGAACACUUGAAAAAUUACUCUCAUACUUCUCUUUGCUGAGCUAAUUGGUACCUCAAUAUGCGUUUGUGUGGAAACUCUUUACACGGCACGUAGAAUUUCCCCCUACUCCUUGAAAUGGAUCCAUUACAAGGGCGUAGGUUUGGUCUCAAUAUUGGUAGGGACGAUCUAACAGAGUAACCUGCAUGUACACUAUUUGCUGGGGACGGACAUUACCGUACUAAGACUCAACAGGUUGGGUGAACUGGGGUCAGGGCUACAUUUCUCACCUCCAAUUUGAACCUAAUUAAUUGAUAGGCUAAAUGAUCAAUGCAAAAAUAAAUCUAUAUUGACGUACCAACUUUCACACUGCAAAUUUAGAACGUUUUAAUACGAUUAUUUUUCUGAAAUCUAUUCGAAUAAUUUUCUCCUUGUUUUGAGUGUUAAAGACUACGUAGUUAACAGAUUAAUGGGUCAGAUUAUUCAAUUUACUUGAGGUAAAUAUUACCAUUUGUUCUUAUUAAGCCUAUACAUCUAAAUCCUGUAUCUUUUUGUCAUGUUACUGCAGUGAUUGCAGUUACCACACUUGUGGUUACCUGGUUUAAUACUCAACCAGGUUUUCUGUUGUAAAGGGGCGAGAUGGCUCUUCAUAAGCUUAUCGUUAAUUGUUGGAGCUCUCCUGAAACUAAUAGUUGGGAAAUCCGGAAGUUUCUCUCUGAGUAAACUGUUACAUUUCAAUAUUUCCCAGUUUUUUUCAAUAAUGUUUCAAAUUUCAUUUGCUGUGUUGCUAUACUGUGGCACAAAAUACACAUGAUUAGAACUCUUGUUGCCUAUGUUCUUUAACCAGUAGCUGUUUUGUCGUGACACUUUUUGCUUCAUUAUAUGCUGUAUUAAGUCUUGUGUUUAGAUCUUUUCUUAAAUCUCUGACUCAUCUCAUGAGCAUUUCUUUCAAAAUCAUCUUCUGAGUCACAAAUACAUUUCACUCGCUGAAACUGACCAAAAGGUAUAUGAAGGAAGGUAUAUCUGCUUUAAAGGUUUUAUUAAAAUGUAUAAUCAAGCUGAUGUGAAAUGAUUUCAUAACGCUGUACUUUUAUGCAUACAAAACACUUGCAUUUCUGAGAACUGAGUCAGUGGAAAAAGAACAGACGGCUGCUGUACAUACAGUGCCCUCCAUAAUUACUGACACCCCUGGUUAAGAUGUGUUUUUUAGCUUCUAAUAUUUUUUUCUUCAUCUAAAUAAUAUGGGACCUUAAUGGGAAAAAGAAAAAUCCAACCUUCGAUACAAGUGCAUUUAUUCAGUGGGGAAAAAAUCCCGCAUAAAUAAAUAAUUAUUUGACUUCAAAUAAUGUGUGUCACAAUUAAUAGCACCCCUGGUGUUAAUACUUUGUACAACCCCCUUUUGCCAAUAAAACAGCCUAUAAUGUUUCACAAGAUGGGAAAAGACAGAAAGAGGGAUCUUCAGCCAUUCCUCUUUGCAGAAUCGCUCUAAAUCAUCCAGAGUCCUGGGUCCUCUCCUCUGUACUCUCCUCUUCGACUCAUUCCACAGGUUUUCAAUAGGGUUGAGGUCUGGGGACUGAGAUGGCCAUGGGAGGAGCUUGAUUUUGUGUCUGGUGAACCAUUUCUGUGUAGAUUUGGCCCUAUGUUUAGGGUCAUUGUCUUGCUGAA
Molecule: messenger RNA, 4946 nt
Organism: Corythoichthys intestinalis (scribbled pipefish)
Lineage: Eukaryota; Metazoa; Chordata; Actinopteri; Syngnathiformes; Syngnathidae
Product: zinc finger protein OZF-like
Exons: 3
Coding region: 796-2100 (434 amino acids)
Biological process (GO): regulation of gene expression
Cellular component (GO): nucleus
Source: RefSeq, a predicted model, not a curated record